CUGUACCCUCAGAGGAGAUGAACAGAAGUGAAACUGUGGUUUACAUUUUCACAUAGUGAAUUCAGUGGUAGGAAUAAAAGGAAAACAAAUCAUCUUUAAUCGUAUUUAAACAUAGAAGAACGUAUGCGCAUGCCUGAAGAGAAUGAAAAAAAAAAAAAUCUGAAGCCGGACGAGCGAUCAGUCUCUUGGAUGUUUGAUUGCAGCUUGAGCCGCAAGACCUCGUGGCGCAACGGUAGCGCGUCUGACUCCAGAUCAGAAGGCUGCGUGUUCGAAUCACGUCGGGGUCAUGGCCUCCCUUUCUUAAAGAGGGAUUUGUUUUACCCUAAAUAUAGACAGUAUCCCUUUUCUCUUCCCCCUGCUCGUAGUUUCUCUUUAAAUCAGUCUCACGGGUUGUUUGUGGAUUGCAACAAGGAGAGGAAAGCUUACACGUGGGAAGGACUGAAGUCAAGAAAUACGUAAUAAAGGUGUUGGGGGCCACGGGAGGCGGCUCAUUGUCCCGAUAAAGCACGAUGAAUGUAAUUGAAAUCAUGGAAAAUAGAAGAUCAAACGGGAAAUCCUGGAAGGAAAAAUAAACAAAGAAGGCCCACUGUUUGGAGACAUGGAGAAUGUUACUGUAGAUGUGCAUAUAAAAAGCAAGGAACAAGACAUAGAAGGACAAAGUGUGAAAGAAGAAGUUGAUAUUAAAACUCUGACUGACACUGAACUAUGGAAGCAGCUUUGCUCAUAUGGAGUUAACCCUGGACCAAUAUUACCUUCCACAAGAACCGUUUAUGAAAACAAGCUUCAGCAAUUGAUGAAGCAAUGCCCAGGAGCAGCAGCUGGAGAGAAAAGCAGAAAGGUUGAUUGUGAAACGGAAAAUGUUGGAGCAAAAGGACCAGCCGCAGAAGUCGUUCUUCAGAACAGUAACUUCAGAGUAUCAGCAGAAUGUGCCUGUAGUUCUGAUAAUAAAGCACCUUUAGAUGAAAUAACAGAACGCCAGAAGAAACUCUUGUCACCUGAUUCUGAGCACAGUUUAGCCAAAAUAGUAGCAGAACUUCAAGAGAUAUUACCAGAAGGUAAAAUGGCGUCACAUCGGUCACAAGGAUUAAGGAAGAAAGUUGGCAAUAGCUCUGAGACAAGCAAGCAAAAGAAAAGUGAUACACUGCACAUUGAUUAUGGUCAUCCUGAUGCGAGCACCGUAGGAACUAGUUCUCGAAGAAGAAUAUUAAGAGAAACUCCUCCUUUACUUAAGAAACAUCCUGAAAACAAACCACAGAAAACAUGUGAAAAACCAGCUGAACGACUUAUACCAAUGCGGAUAAAGAUUGCUGUUUUUUGUAUCUUUGUUUUCCUUCUCUUUGUAUAUGUAACUAUGGAAACCAGUCCAUUCACAACCUUCUUUAGCAGAAAAUGAGCACCUCCCUUCCUUGAGAGUUGCGGGGGAGAUCAAGGAAGCCACUUUGGUUAGCUGUUUAGGAAUAAGUGAUUUCAGUAACUCAUUAAACAGCAAAUGGGAUAA
Molecule: messenger RNA, 1498 nt
Organism: Crotalus tigris (Tiger rattlesnake)
Lineage: Eukaryota; Metazoa; Chordata; Lepidosauria; Squamata; Viperidae
Gene: LEMD1
Product: LEM domain containing 1
Exons: 8
Coding region: 599-1393 (264 amino acids)
Source: RefSeq, a predicted model, not a curated record